AUGGAAAUUCUCAGUGAAAACGAUUUGAUCCGAAUCGCAUGGACAACGACCGGUUUCUCAACGGAUUCGCAAAGAUACGCCGUUAAACUUUUACUUCGAGUAGGUCAAUUCACGGAUACUCACAAUAUCAAAGUGGAUAGUGAUGGCGAUUUGAUAACGCUUCUGACUGAUUAUCAACACCUUUACUUGGAUCGUGUUCCUCUCGCCAAGACUUUCACGGCGAUAAACGCGAAACUGAGUGCUCCAGAUGCGGUGCUUUUGACGAAAAUUAGUGGACUGUUCACUUCUGAGAGUGCAAAAUCUGAGCUGUCCACAUCAUCAGACUCUGUCGAGCAUGAUUCGAUUACAAUCAGUCUCGAGAACACAAGUGGCAAACGUAACUUCAAGUGGAAAUUCGAAGGACGUUUAAUCAGCGACCAUGGGCAAUCGGUAUGCGUUGCUGUACACUCGAUUUUGUUGAGAAAAUGUUCUUCAUUUGGAUAUCGUAGCUUUUUGGAUCGUGGAUUGUUUUGA
Anisakis simplex (herring worm) is the source of this 513-nucleotide messenger RNA. The record is from the annotation of a GenBank genome assembly. NCBI's taxonomy places the organism in Eukaryota, Metazoa, Nematoda, Chromadorea, Rhabditida, Anisakidae.